AUGGGGUUCGUGGACUUCGCAAUCGACCUGGCAGCGGUGCUGAAUGCGUCCCGCUCAGUCGCAUCCAAGCACAUCGCCCUCAGGGCUCGCCAGGUCGAUCGCUAUGGGAAGACUUCAAGCAUAGUCGCCGCCGUGAGGGGCCAGCAGCGGAUACGGCCUCACGAUGGGUCUAGGGUCACUCCUUCAAGCACUGGUGGAAACCAGACCUCAACCCCAGUGUCAGAGGUUUCCAAAGAGACUACUCAGCCCUUGGAUGCGGACGACGACAGAGGAAUGCCGGUCGAGAACUCGUCAAAUAACAGCAUACUAUCGGGUGAUGUGUCAGACUCGACAACGACACAGCAAGAUCCACUCACUACAUUGUUUCCCGGGAGCCAGUACUCCGGACGUCCAGAAGCGCAGCAAGCCCAGGCCGACUCUUCAGGAUCUAACACACCGCCGGUGCAGUCACCUGUGAAAACCCUAAAAGUCGAUGGGAUUGCUUCGGAGGAUACUCAGCAAGGGCUGGGAAAGAACCCAUCUGCACAGGCCGAAGAACCCAAGCUACCCGAGGGCGUGAAUUUUGAUGGACUGUUCCGAACCAGCCGCGGGAAAAGGCUCGAUCCUCUCUGGAAAGGCACCAAGAGAGAUGAGCGGCCCAGGCAGCCUAUACCUGGUGCUGUGGAUUUCGGACACAGGUCUGGCAACCAGGGGUCAGCCAUUCUCCAAGAAUUGAGGAACCGAAAGAAUGAGGCCGAAACGACCUCGUCGCAAGAAGCGGGAGAGUCACAACCGGAGGCCUCGGCAACGCCAACCCAGCCUGCUGAGGUCGUCCUGCCAGUGGACACCGUUGAGACGCAAGAGCCCAAGGUCGAGGCGAACGCUGCGGCGGCGGUAUCAGAAAGUCAACAUGCGCCUCAAACGAGUGUCCCAGGCGCCGAAUCGUCAACUCUUCAGGAGCAGGGCAUUAAUCAGUCCAGCCAGCGGGUGACUAAAGAGGACGCUUCAGCCAUGGGAGAGCUGCUCGGUACCGCCACAACCGAGUCAAAAUACGAACUCAGGGAAUCCAAGGUUCCCUCGUCUCGGUUCGGACGUAUCUGGAACUACAGCGGGCUGGCCGCUGGCAUGUUCGCCGGAGCUGUCAGCGAGAGCUUCAGCAGGGUCACCGGAGGCGGCGGGCAAGGUUCCCUGAUGUUGAGCCCGGCGAACAUGGAAAGGUUGGUCUCUAAGCUGUCGAAGAUGAGGGGCGCAGCUCUCAAGCUGGGCCAGAUGAUGAGUUUUCAGGACUCGAAGAUGCUGCCAGCCCCCAUCCAGGAGGUUCUGCAGAGGGUGCAGGACAGAGCAGACUACAUGCCGUCGUGGCAAAGGGACCGAGUUUUGGUGUCGAACCUUGGCUCCGAGUGGCGUGACCUGUUCGACGAAUUCGAGGAGAAGCCCAUUGCAGCCGCAUCUAUCGGACAGGUCCACCGUGCGACACUGAAGAAUGGUGCCAAAGUCGCCGUCAAGAUCCAGUUCCCAGGAGUCGCCGAGUCCAUCAACUCAGACCUCGACAACCUGGGAAUCCUACUAGCAGCUACGAAGUUGCUGCCCAAGGGCCUCUACCUCAACAAGACCAUCGACAACGCGCGGACAGAGCUCGGCUGGGAGUGCGACUACGAGAGAGAGGCCAAGUGCGCAGAGAGAUACAGAAGCCUGCUGGCCACCGAGGACGACGUCUUCUCCGUCCCCAAGAUCUACCACGAGGCCAGCGGGAGACAGGUCCUGACCAUGGAGUUCAUGGAGGGCGUGGGCGUGACCAGGGUCAAGUCCUUUACGCAGGAGCAGAGGGACUGGAUCGGCACGCAGAUCCUGCGCCUGUGCCUGCGGGAGAUCACCGAGUUCCGCUUCAUGCAGACGGACCCGAACUGGACCAACUUCCUCUACGACGCCGGGCGGGACAGGCUCGUCCUGCUCGACUUUGGCGCGUCGAGGGAGUACCCGGACAGGUUCAUCGCGCAGUACGUGCGGCUCCUCGCGGCCGCGUCGCGGACGGACCGCGAGGGCGUGCGCGCCCUGAGCGAGCAGCUGGGGUACCUGACCGGCCACGAGAGCAGGACGAUGCUGGACGCGCACAUCGCCUCGGUGCUGACGCUGGCCGAGCCGUUCCUCGAGUCCGCGCCCGAGGUCUACGACUUCAGGGACCAGACGAUCACGGAGAGGGUCAAGGAGCAGAUACCCGUCAUGGUCAGGGAGAGGCUGGCGCCGCCGCCGGAGGAGACGUACAGCCUGCACCGGAAGCUGAGCGGAGCGUUCUUGCUCUGCGCCAGGCUGGGCAGUAGGGUACGGUGCAGGGAGAUGUUCGAGCAGAGCCUGGCUAAAUCGGGUUUGCAAGAGAAGCAGGUGUGA
Molecule: messenger RNA, 2364 nt
Organism: Diaporthe batatas
Lineage: Eukaryota; Fungi; Ascomycota; Sordariomycetes; Diaporthales; Diaporthaceae
Product: protein kinase COQ8
Exons: 1
Coding region: 1-2364 (787 amino acids)
Biological process (GO): ubiquinone biosynthetic process
Cellular component (GO): extrinsic component of mitochondrial inner membrane
Molecular function (GO): kinase activity
Source: RefSeq, a predicted model, not a curated record